Molecule: messenger RNA, 2817 nt
Organism: Musca vetustissima
Lineage: Eukaryota; Metazoa; Arthropoda; Insecta; Diptera; Muscidae
Product: centrosome-associated protein 350-like
Exons: 2
Coding region: 1-2817 (938 amino acids)
Biological process (GO): microtubule anchoring
Cellular component (GO): centrosome
Molecular function (GO): microtubule binding
Source: RefSeq, a predicted model, not a curated record
AUGGCUGUGCGCCGUAAACUUGAGGCCAUAUCACAGCCCACACCAGCGGUACCGGUAAAGAGGGAAAAGGUAUUAACAUCAAGUCAAGCUACCUCAACGAUUGAUUCGACGAAUCAAAACUCUGACACCGAUAUGAAAAGGAAACUAUUCGACAACAAUGGCGAAGAAAAUGAAAGUAAAAAACGCAAAAGCUUAGAUGCCGCCACAGAGGAUACGAAAACUCAAAACCCCAACAAAUCAUUUGAGGGUGUGGGAAAAACCAUUCUUACCAUGUCAUUGGAAAGUUUAAAAUCACCACAACACACCUAUACCAUGGAUUUCCCAAAGGAGACAGAGAAAAACUCCUGUCCUCUAAAUAAAUCAUUUCACAGUUCUCAGGAAAAAGCUUUGGAUUCCGAGGUGGAGUUAUUGGGAAAAGCUAAAUCGAAAUUUAAAUCAUUGGAGAGUAUUGUUUCCAAUUAUUCCAGUUCAUCUUUGCCCAUACCUCUUAUAUCCAAUACUCUAACCGAGGUAUCAUCAUUGCGUACCGAAUCUAGACACACUUUUGCCUUGUCUCGUGUUAACUCCAAACAAAGCCAAUUGAAUACCGAGGAUGAAGUAACCUCUAUUUCAUCGCAAAUAUUUAGCAGCCCCGAAAAGAAAUAUUCCAAACAAUAUCAAAGUGAUUUUGAAUUUAUAAAACCCAGACCUGUGAGUCCUUUAUCUUUGGAAAAGGUGGAGAAUCUAAAGAUAAAAAGUAAAACCCCAUCUCACCAUGGUAUCUGUGAGGGUAGUGAAGAAGAUAAGGAGUUACACUUUUCCCAAUUACUGGAUGAUUUCAAUCGUAGCCUGUCCCAGGUCAUACAAGUCAAUGAACAAUUGAAGUCUACCUUGGAUAAAUCAUCACGUAUUCUAAGUCCUCGCAGCAAUGUUGCUAGAAAUUCCAACAAGGAAUUAUUGGAUAGACAACAAUAUUCUUCAGAUUUUGAAAAUUCCUCAGCCACAUCACCGGCUAAAGAUAAAUUGAAAUUAUCGCUGGAAAAUACAAAUGAACGGCUGAAAAGUCGUAAAAGGCAGUUAUUUGAAAUGGCCAAUAAAGUCAAGCCUUUGUUAAUGUCACCAGGAAAAGAGGCGGUGGCGGGGGACAGUUCUUUGCUUACAAAUGAGCAUAGUGGAGAUUCCUUGGAAACGCCACUGCCCCAAUUGGAUUUAAAUUUACAAAUAAAUUCUAGUACAAUUCGUACAACAUCAACAGAUAAUCAAAUUUCUGCUGAAGAAGAAGAAGAGGUGGAUGAAAGCACCCUUGAAGGUAAUGAUGAUGCUGAUGAAAUAGAAAAUCUUACCAUGGAAAGUCGAGAUUAUGAAAAAAGACUUAAUAUGAUCGAACAACUAAAAGAGAAUUUAAAACAAUCAAUAAAAGAUUCGCAAAAUAAUCGAACACCCAAAACUAAUAAAGCAGCGGAGGAGGAGGAUUCCACAAUUUCGAUACACAACAAAAAAUCAAAUAUGUCUGUCUAUACCUCAGAAGAUGGUAGAGAAACAUUACAAGAAGUUAAAGCUAAAUCUGCUGCUUCAAUGGAAUCUAGAAAAUCGGGAGAAACUAGAAAUUCCGCGAAAAUUAAAACAACUGAAAUCGUCGACUAUACCGAUUGUAAAGAUAAAGAAGAUUUAAUAUUGAAAUAUACCAAAUCUCUGCAGGAAGAUAAUGGCAAUGAAGAAACCAUAAUUCUAUACAAACGUAAUAGUAAGGGAACGCCAAGGACACAUUCCACAUCUAUAGAAUCCGCAAAUAUAGUUUCGUCAAAUGAAAGCUAUGACUCUACGACAAGUCGUCAAUCCCAUGUUGAAGAGAAAACGUCUAAACAGAGUAAGAGUCAAAGUCAAAAGCGGGAUUCAAGGACUGAAAUAUAUACCCUUGGCUCAAAGAGUGACAUUAUGACUGGACGAAGGAGUAACAAAAGUGUUGAAAAUAAUUCCAGCACCUCAAAAUCAAGAAAUCAGCACACAAACUCCUCAAUAUCAGAGGAUAUACAAAAAAUACAAGAAUUAUCCAGCAAAGAUAAUAAUGAAAAUCCACCACCUACACUUCCUUCUCGAACGACGAAAUCAAAAUCUAAAACCAAAUCGCAUUCAGAUAAUGCCACAAGCUUUAUCAACUGCCACAUAAAUCGAUCACGUGGUGACUUCCAAGAACUCAAUAGUAAAGAGGCCACAUUGAAUGAAACGCAAUUUCAUUUGGCCAUCCGGUCCUCGCAGACCACUCACAGUUGCACUGAAUUGUCACAAAGUGCCGAUGAUGAAGUUACCACCACCACCUCUACAACUACGAGCAGUAUAAAAUCAAUUAUGAAAAAACAAUCCAACAAUAAUUACUCCUCAAAUCCUCCAAGUUAUAAUGCCGUUACCAACAAUAAACAAAAAUCAUCCAAGGUUCUAAAUCCGGGCAUAGCUUUACUUUCCCCCUCAAAAUCAUCACGGCGCAUAUCGAUCGGAACCGAAAUUGUAAAUUUCUUUCAUCAGUAUGAGAAUGAGCGGUCAGCAUUACAAGUGCAGUGCAACAAUGAUACAAUGUCAGAGUCUUCGCUAAAUUAUUCCAAUGUUGGAUUGUACGAUAAACUAAUACAAAAUGAAAUGAACAAAACUCAGCAUUUAACGGCCCUAUUGAAAAUGCGCGAGAAAGCCUUAAUGGAUCGCACCAAAGGUCAAAUUGCAUGGCUAGAGGUUCAAAAAGCCCGCUAUAAGGCCAAAGGUUUAUUGGGCAAUAUUGCGGCCAUUAAAAAGAAACAACGCGGAAUUUUGCUGAAAAUGGAAAAAGAACGCGAAGAAAUUAAAAGGUAG